UUAACGGACGGUCAAAGUUCACCGAGCAUGCGCACAGCGUCCAGGCAACAUGGCGGCGGAAAUGUGACUUUUUCUCGUCCCGUGCCGAAUUUUACCAAGUUUUGAAGAUUAUACAAAGAAGCAAUGGACAAGGUGUUGGAGGGAGUGAUUUCAUCUGACCACCCAGAUAAGGUGAAGAAAGCCCUGAUCGGCAACAUCCUCCUGACGGCCAGUAAGCCCGUAUCACACGAGGAUGGCAAAGCUAUCUUCACCCUGGCCACACACUGGAACCUUCAGGGGGAAACCCCGUUUAUACGCAGUGUGGGGAUGCAGGUGUUUCUGGCAUGGGGACUACACCACAGGGACAUCUUGGAGGAAUUCUUUGACAUCAAGCUUGUCCUGGGAGUUCUCCGCGGCUCCUUCACCGCAAACUUCCCAAACGAGAAACUCGUCCUUCUGUAUCUCUUAGAAGGGUUGAAGAUGUUGCGAGGAAGUCCGUGCUUGUUGCAGAUUUACAAAAUAGUGCAAAGUGAUGCCUUAAGGUUGGUGCAAGACAGCGGCAGUCUUGAAGUCUGCGUGGCUCUAACUAGUCUUCUUCUCGAGUUCAACCAGUGCAUACCCAGAGACACGGUUGUGAAGUUCUGUGAGGAACUGGUGAAGAGGAUGGCCCUGUGGAAGAGUCCGGAAAAUGAAAAAAGUUUGAAGGACUACAUACAGAAUGUCACGCAGGUGGCAAACCUGCUGGGAGUGGUUUGGAAAAAGGACCAGUCGGCGCUGUUACCGAGUCUCAGGACUGUGUUUGGGAUGAUAUCCGCAGUCGAGGUGUCGAGCGAACCAUCGGUCGCGCUCGCUUCCAUCGUUCCUCAAGUUCCCAUCGACAUGUUGGCGGUCAUCACCAGGAGUGUCGUUACAGACCCAAAAGUCCGCGAUGCAAACGUUGAAGUGUCUCUGAUGAGGAUGAUUGGUUGGUUGAGCUGGCCAGUGGCAAAGAACAUUGACCAAUGGCUGGUGGCCUUCUUGAAGAACUUGGCUGCAGUGCAAAAGUACACACUGCUGAUUAACAUUACAAAGGAGAAUGUCAAAAAGGUGUUCAGCCGUCUGUGUUACCCUGUGGUACGGAACAGCGCCCUGGCUGUGCUGUCACACAUGCUGCUCAGUUUCCAGCACUCCCCAGAAGCUUUCCAUCAGAUUGUUGGCCUUGUCCCUGAGAUGAUAGUUUUCCUGAAGAAAGAGGACAGUACGUCCAGUCUGGAGUGUAUGGGAAGGCUGGCUGAGCUGGUACACUGUCUCAUCUACCACCACUCAGGCUUCCCUGAUCUGUACGAGCCUGUUCUCGAGGCACUUAAGGGUUUGAACAAGCCUACAGAAGCAAUGGUAAAGCUUCGGCUGAGCCAGUCUGCCUGGACGUCCCAGAGCAACGGUCUCCUCAGCUAUCACUCCAAGUUCAUGCCGCGUUCGGAGACAGGGAAGACCGGCCUGAUGAACCUGGGGAACACCUGCUACAUGAACAGUGUGUUACAGGCACUCUACAUGGCUGAUGAGUUCCGGAUGAAGGUUCUAAGCUACGUGCCAAAUGGUGCCAAGGGUGUGCUGGCACAGUUACAGGACGUCUUCGCUUUUCUCUCUCACACACAGAGGACUGCAUACUCCCCGUCAACUUUCCUCCACACCGCCCGCCCGCCGUGGUUCAGCCCGGGAUCACAACAGGACUGCUCCGAGUUCCUCAAGUACCUUCUGGACAGGAUUGACGAGGAAGAAAAGGCCAGGAAGAAAGCACAGGCACUGCUGUCUCCUCAAGAUCAGGCCCACCUCCCGAGCAAGAUGGCUAAGACUGAGGAGAAUUGUUCCGACGAUGUUGACACACCUCCUCGCAAGAUGAAAAGUGUUCCUGAGACACCCUCAUUGUCCAAGUGCCAAGAAGUGCCAAACUGCAACAUGGUUUCUGUAUCAGGUAGCCCCACAGUUGAAACAACCAGCCUGACCACUGAACCAAAGCACUUGCUCAGUCCACGGCCGCACGCUCCUACUAUUAUAGAGGAGUGUUUUGGAGGGAAGAUGAUGUCCAGUUUCAGAUGUCUGAACUGUGGAUUUGUCUCCAUCAAGGAAGAGCUCUUCACAGAUUUGUCAUUAGCCUUCCCUCACAAGGACUCUCAUGGCCAAGAUGGAACCCCUCUUGAGGUAACCAAUGAGAACUCUUCCUGUGAGCUGGCGUCCAAUCAGGAUUCAUCUGUAGUGGGCGUAGCAUCCAAUCAGGUGCAAAGUACUCCUCAGGAUUCAACCAAUGAUAAGCUACCAGUGAUGAGAUCUGCAGGAACACAGACUGAGGACUGUACAGAACAAGAAGACAUCCCCUUGACUUUGGAAAACCUCCUGUCCUAUUUCUUGGCCCCUGAAACACUACACGGUGAUAAUAAAUAUCAGUGUGACAGGUGCGAGAGUCUACAAGAUGCAGAAAGGCAAAUUAGGAUAAGUCACGCACCCUCUUACCUCAUUCUCACUCUCAUGAGGUUCUCCUUUGACAUUAAGACGAUGCGAAGGAAAAAGAUUGUUACAAACGUUCAAGUGCCCUCUUCCCUCACACUCCCUGUAUGUAGUAUAGACUCGGGAGAUUCUGCACAGAGUGCAAUUCAGGAAACAAGCACAAACUACAGCCUCUGUGCUGUUGUUGUGCACUCUGGGACGUCGUCAGAGUCAGGACACUACUACUGUUACGCCUCCCAUCUACCGUCAGACCGUCACCAGGUUGCCAUGGAAACAGACGAGCAGGAGGAUGAUGGGAAGGUCGUGUCGGGACAGUGGUUCCUCUUCAACGACAGCAGGGUGUCGUACACGUCCCUGGACUCAGUGCGGAACAUCACAGAGAAGUUCCCGAAGGACACGGCGUACGUUCUCUUGUACAAGAGGCUGGGAGACAUGGAGGGGAACCUGGCUGAAGGGAAGGGCGUGGCUGAGCCCAUCCUGAGGAAAGACCUGCUGGACACCAUAACCAAGGAUAAUGCACUCUACCUGCAGGAGCAGGAGUUGGAAGCUCGGAGCCUCGCCCUGAGACAGUCCCAGAAGGCGUGCACCUCUUCUAUCCCCUUCAGGAACCACGACGAUGACAAGAAACCCCCGGGGAGCUGUGGGGGUGGGGGAGGGGGGUUCAACCUGCCCUCCAACAGAUUUGUGUUUUAACAACUGGAUGAAAGGGCCAAGCAUGCUUCCUUGUGGUACACAUUAUGUCAAACCAUCUCAAUCAGUUGUACUUGAUAAAUAAACCCCACAUGUGGAAGCACUUGAACAUUUCUCAGAGGUUUCUAGCCUUUUUGAAACCAGAUACCAUUGUGGUAACCCAUGUAGUCCUAAGUUUCUAUGUAUUACAUAGUGCAAUGCCCAUCCUACUGUGCCCCAUGAAGACGUUUAUUUGGAAGUCCAGAUACCGGUAGUUGGCGAUGUAGCUAAAACAGGGUAAUCUUUAAAAGAGUGAGAGGUGUGUUACAGAUGGUACAUCCUUGUUUUAACAUUUUGUUUCCAGAUAAACGGUAGGUAGGUAAGUAAUACUAUGUUUACUACAUUGAGGUUUAUUAUCUUUUCUCGAAAUAAUGAUUCCAGCUUCUGUAAGACUAGCACAGGUAGAUCAUGUAGGGUUACAGUAUGUUACAUCUUGUUAGAGAUGGAGGAUCUGUCAAAACUGUAAAGAUAAUACAACAUUAGUCCACAUCAGACAUGUCAUGGUCUGUGUGGGGGACAUAGUGCAAAAGAGCGGUCAAUUUUUCAAGAGAUUUAUUUUGCUGUAUUUGGCACUUAAGUGCUAAAUUGGCUUUUAAAAUAUUGUGUUGCUUGCAAUUUUAUUAUUCCCUUUUACAAAAUAACUAAAAGUUUAAGUACUAAGUUACAAGUUUAUUGUUCAUACAUUAAAAAGCCUCAUAUGAUGACCUUGUGAUCGCAUGCAGAUGAGUGUAAAUUAAUCUGUGCAACAGUUGUGUAUUAAAAAACUGUAUUCGAA
Molecule: messenger RNA, 3964 nt
Organism: Branchiostoma belcheri (Belcher's lancelet)
Lineage: Eukaryota; Metazoa; Chordata; Leptocardii; Amphioxiformes; Branchiostomatidae
Product: ubiquitin carboxyl-terminal hydrolase 38-like
Biological process (GO): protein deubiquitination
Cellular component (GO): nucleus; cytosol
Molecular function (GO): cysteine-type endopeptidase activity; cysteine-type deubiquitinase activity
Source: RefSeq, a predicted model, not a curated record